UUUUAAUCCUUUUAUCAUGUCAACAAUUUACAAUUUUUGAAAAUAAUUUUUGUAACCAUUCGGUUCUGGAUUGGAGGUCGCCGCCAAUUUCGGCGCGACUUUGCAAUCGAGGUGAUGUUCGGUCGACGACGUUGCGAUUGGGAGGGACAGGGCCUGCCAUCUCUGGGUGAACACAUUGCACAAUUAUGCUAAUCUCUUUGUUUCACACAGGAGACCGUUUUUGAGUGAUGUGCUCACGUGACGAGAGGCAUGUAUCCUUCUCGCAUCUGGUUGCCAUUGUAACGAUCGAACUCACUUCCUUUCGUAUCUGUUAUAAGGUUAUAAUAUAAUUAUUAUUAAAAUCGCGACGGCGAAUUUCAUUAUCUUUGUACCAUUAUUAUUCAUUAUUUGUUUUUCUCACUUGUUAAGUUUGCUGAUUUUUAUUGCAUUGUUAAAUUACAUUUUGUUACAUCCAAAUUCUUUACAUCCGCGUCCUGCCGUCUCAAACACAUUGUCUAGUAAACUAAUUCCUCUAACAUCUCAAAAAAAAUUUAGACUGCUUGACCCAAAUAUAAAAAUGUUUAAAAGGUGUACAUCCACUGUAUGUAUAGCAUGUACCAAGUUUCAAGAGGAAGUCUAGAAAACUAAUGCUAGCUGCAAAGCAAGAACUCUCACGAAUUUUUUUUCUCGGCUGGGCUAACUCUACUAGCUGCUCGAAAAUCACCUGCACGUUCAGUUUUGAUAAUGCUUUUUAUGACAAACUCACCCUUUCCAAUUAAUCUACAAACUUUAUCCAAUAAGCUAUGCUAGGGACAGUACACUUCCUAAACGUCGCGUGUACGCGUUCCGUGUGUGUGUGUGUGUGUGUGUGUUUCGGGUGUCGUCGCUAUCACACGACCUCGAUCGCGACGAUUCGGUUGAGCGGGUGGGCCCCGCAGGGCCGAGGGCGUAAGACCCCCACCCUGGGCGCAGUAACGAGCGAAACGCAAACUGCUUGCAGCAAUGAAUACCUGUUCCCUAACAAGCCAUUUUAUGAAGCGGCUUAUUGGAUGAUAAAAAUCAAAACUCGAAUCGUAACAAUCGAAUAAUUAGAAUCAGUUGGCGGCACCCGUUAAAGUCUUGUUGAAUUUUUAAAACCGUCAUAAUAAAAAUGCCUUAUAAUUUUUAAUCAAUCUAUAGACAUUAAACUUAUCAAUUUAUUACUUAUUACUUAUAUUUAUGAUCUUAAUUCUCAAACACUGAAAAUGCCAUUGAUGUGUAGAUCGUAUGUAAAAGAAAUUCAUAUACGUAGUGCAUAUAGUUAUAGUUUUUAUAUGAAUUGAUUGUUUAGAAGUUAUAACAAUUAUGUAAUGUGUUAGAUGAAAUAUAAUUCGCACAUAAUUUUUCAAUUUGAGAGGUUGGCAUGAGUGAAUGUGAGUGUGAGUCAGCGGAAUUUGGUUGAAUGCAGUGUCAAGAGUGCACAACAGUUUUAUAAAGUGCAAAAACGUUGUUAGUAGAACUAGCGUUAAAGGCAGAAUAUCGGGAUGUCGACGCCUCUAGAAACUUCGCGAGAAGAAUCUCCGGCACAGAAAUGGACAGGAAAGGUUUUCGAAGGCAUAAAAGCCGGCUCAAAGAUGCAAACACGAUUCCAGAUACUCGACAAUAAAAAAUUAAGCAAAGAAACAGUUGCGGGUAUUCAAGAUAUGAAUUUGGGAAAAAUAAAAAAUGGACGGCCUAGUGGUAAAGCAACAAUACGGUUCGACUGUGGAAAAAAUACAGGAAGUAAACCCCAUAUUAAUAUCGACCCAAAAGGCUAUCCUAGUGGUAAGAAUCCGCAUAUCGAGGUCUCUGAAACGAUAAUUAAAGGAGCGGAAUAUAUGAACAAAUCAUUGAAGUACGCAGGUGUUGUAUUAACUGUAGCCUCCGUGGCUGUAGAGAUUUGGCGAAUUGGUUCUGCGAUUAAAGAUGAUAAAUUCGUAUGCGAGAAUGCGAAGGAGAUAAUUCAAGAAUUGGACGAUGCUAUCAAGAAAUUGAAGGAAACUUGUCUAGCUGAAACUGAUCUGACGAUAAAACAAGAGAUAAUGGACACCAUAUUACAUUUGCAAAAAAUUUUGAGAGACGUAGAGCGAACAAAGAAAGCUCCAGUAAAAACUAUUAGAACGGUCUUUUCAGCGAUUGGCGGAUGGGGUGGUGGUGUAGCGGCAGGCAGUGGAGGUGCAUGGGCAGGAGCAACUACCGGUGCUACAAUCGGCUCUUUGUUCGGUCCAGUUGGUGCAACAGUAGGUGCUCCUAUUGGCGCUGUAAUAGGCGCAAUUGGACUCGGAAUUGGCGGCGGGAUUAUAGGAAGUAAAACUGGAGAAAAUCUUGCGGAAGCUGGAUUAACGAUGUUGGAUAAAUGACAAAUUAUUUUCAAGACAGAAAUUUUCACGCUUUUAUUAUAUUUUAGAUUUAAACAGAGGUUGUGGUAGCUUGUGUCUGAUGUAGGUUAGGUCUAGGCGGGCCCGAGAUAGAGAUUUGGUACAGUUUUGUAUUUUGUACGUAAGAAAGAAAAGAGAGUCGUAUAGCAUAGUAUAGUGGGUUCUUAUUGAAAGCUAUGGACUAUAAAUGGGGGUCCCUUAACCACUUAACUGCGUCGAUCUAUUUUUAAGAUCAAUUUUGUAUGCGUUUUAUCGAUCAUACUGGGUGCAGUUUCUUUUGGCAAAUUGACCUAGAAUUAUUCUAAAAUGUGCGAAAUUUAUGAACAUGUUUCACAAGCAUUUUAAUCUAAAUCGUAGAAGUAUUUUUGUUGUAAGAUGUAAAAUUGCCACUUCCUUAUGAUAUGUGUACACGUCGUCCACAGCUAAGAGGUUAAGACACUUUGUAUGUAAAUAAAUUCCUCCUUUAUGUUUAGAAUUA
This is a messenger RNA of Megalopta genalis, 2853 nucleotides long. RefSeq lists its product as uncharacterized. The record is from RefSeq and is a predicted model, not a curated record. NCBI's taxonomy places the organism in Eukaryota, Metazoa, Arthropoda, Insecta, Hymenoptera, Halictidae.